Molecule: messenger RNA, 2985 nt
Organism: Sphaeramia orbicularis (orbiculate cardinalfish)
Lineage: Eukaryota; Metazoa; Chordata; Actinopteri; Kurtiformes; Apogonidae
Gene: rab6ba
Product: RAB6B, member RAS oncogene family a
Exons: 8
Coding region: 167-814 (215 amino acids)
Molecular function (GO): GTPase activity; GTP binding
Source: RefSeq, a predicted model, not a curated record
AGAGAGAGAGAGAGAGAGAGAGAGAGAGAACACAUCCCCGCCUUUCCCACCUCCCACCCAGCAUCCUCACCGUCAAACCCCGAACUCGAGUGGGAACACACACUAGCUUAAACAAGUCCACUUCGGCUGUCCUCCGGUGUCCAGAACCCCCUUCCUUCUCCUCAAAAUGUCCGUGGGCAGCGACUUUGGGAACCCUUUAAGAAAAUUCAAACUCGUCUUUCUGGGGGAGCAAAGUGUUGGAAAGACAUCUCUGAUCACACGGUUCAUGUAUGACAGCUUUGACAACACAUAUCAGGCCACAAUCGGAAUCGACUUCCUGUCGAAAACCAUGUACUUAGAAGAUCGAACGCUUUCCCUCUCUGAACCCCAGGUGCGGUUGCAGCUUUGGGACACAGCAGGACAAGAGCGCUUCAGGAGCCUCAUUCCCAGUUACAUCAGGGACUCCACUGUGGCCGUGGUGGUCUACGACAUUACAAAUGUUAACUCAUUCCAGCAGACAUCAAAAUGGAUCGACGACGUUCGAACAGAGCGAGGAAGUGAUGUCAUCAUCAUGCUUGUAGGCAACAAAACAGACCUAGCAGAUAAGAGGCAAAUCACAAUUGAGGAAGGAGAGCAGAGGGCUAAAGAACUGAGUGUGAUGUUCAUAGAGACCAGUGCCAAGACAGGUUACAAUGUCAAACAGCUGUUUCGGCGUGUGGCAGCUGCUCUUCCUGGGAUGGAAAGUAUGCAAGAAACAAGCAAAGAAGGCAUGAUUGACAUUAAGUUGGACAAACCGCAGGAGCCCCAGACCACCGAAGGAGGCUGCUCCUGUUAAUACCCAGCACCAUCUUGGACAACGUCAUUUACACCACAUGCUUGUUAUGUUGCUUUCUAUUGGUUAACCUGCAGUUGACUUUGCACGUUGGAAUCUGGCCUCCUCACCUGACUUUUGGUCGUGGUUGGAACUAGCAAUAUGUGAAUUUGGUUAUAAAGUAGUGUAGCCUACUUUGUUAAUGAAACUGCCAAAAAGUCUUAUAACAUGCAAAAAAAAAAAAAAAAAAAACAGAAAAAAACGGACAAAGAUGUGAAAAAGAUCCCCAAGUUGCAUAUGUGUAUACAAUUUUUUUAAGUAGAAAGGAAAGUUCCCCAUUUUGUUUUUGUAUUUUUGUAUAUUCAGGGAAUAUCUCUGGAAAGGUUGUUUUUUUAAAACGACAAAGCUCGGUGUUUGAAAGCUUGUAAGGAUGGUCUGAGACGUACUUGCAUGGAUCCCACUGUCGUUAUGGACAAAGACAGAUGAAGUAGCCCCUCAAAAACUCUACCAGUCCUUACCAUUAACCUUUACAGGGCCAUUUUCACCACACUAACAGUUUUACCUAAAGCAUAAACCUGGCCAGUCACAGCAGUCCUUCCCAUAAUCCUGGUGGGAUCCAUCGUUUUUGCAUUUUCCAGGACAAAACUGAACAGUAACAUCUUGAGUAUCUAAUGCAUGCCUAGUUUUUGAGCAUAGGUACUGUCUUAUCGGUGUACACGAGUUUGAAUAUGUAAAUGGUAAUAUUACACCAGUGACUUAAUGCACUCUGAUGAUGACUUGUCUAAGUCUUUUUUUUGGAUUUGUAUACUUGACUUUCUGUCGUGUGUGUAAAUGUGUGCUUUCUGUAUAAGCGAUGUUAGAAUGCAGUUCUUAGAGGGCCACUGCCAAGUCCAGUCAUUCGUGCCACAUUACAGACACACUUUUAGGUCCCCCCCCCACCCCUCCACCCCCUUGCCUUUUCCAUCUGUAUCACAUCUGCUGUUGCAUUGUGGGAUAUCUUGGUGGUUGUGAUAUAUCAGAGCCCUUGCCUUGUUUCACUGGGGUCAUUUCAGUCCCCUAGGAGGUGAACGGUAAACUGUCCAACACUGUAAUCAUUGACACUGCUGGUGUUUUCACCAAUCCUGACAGACUGAGACUAAUUUGCACAAGUCGACCUUUCAGGUUAAUAUGAAGUUGUAAUUGAAGCUUCGUUAUAAAUGUCACAUAUUUCAAAACCUGAUUGAUGAACAGAAAUGUCAUGUAAUGUGUCCCCACUGAGAAGAACUUUUGCUGCUUUUGUGUUUAAACUGACUACUGACUUGUAUUAUGCAAUGUGACUUAAUUUCCUUUUUUUGUUUGUUUGUUUGUUUUUUUAGAGCCAAGUAUCAUAACCAUGUACUGCUGGUUAAGUCAGCCACUGUUGAAGGUUCAAUAUGCAAGUUUCACAUGUGUUUGUGCCUGCACGAAGUUUGUGUUGAAGUCAAUUUUGUUGCGAGAACUGGUCAGUUUUUGAUGUAAGAUAACUCCGUUUAUAAUCUAAUAACUGCCUCUUUUGCCUACAUUACAGAUCACUUCUGUUAGGACCCAAAAAGUUGGGUGUUUCAAGAAUGAAGUCUUAAUAUUUCAAGAAAAAAAUGAGAAUGUUACUAGUGCACAGUGUUUGUAUUUUAAGAAAAAAAACUAUAACUAAACUAAUAUUUGGAAAAAACAGUCAUAAUUAUGUGAUUAUGAGUUUAUAAUAUAACAAGAAACAGAUAAUUAGUUGAGCAUUACAUUAUUUGAUGCUGAAUGAUUUUUUGAUUUCUAUUAAAAAUUCAUACAGAUAAAAAUACACAGUUAUUGAAAUAUUGUGACUAUUAUUUUAUUAUGACUGUCCCUGUUUUGUCGUAACAUAAUGACUUUAUUCUUGUAAUGUGUUAACUUUUUCUUGAAUUAUUACAACAUUAUUCUGAAUGUCACAUUUUCCAUUAGAGUGAACAAAUGAGCAGCGAACAGUUGAAGAUUAUAACACAAACACACACAAAUCUUCCAUAUUGAACCUUUAGGAAACACUACUUUGAUUUAUCUUUGAAUUGAAACCUUACUGCACUUUUUACAAACAUGUUUUAGAAUUAGAGUGAUGAUGUUAAGUCUUUAAAAAAAAAAAAAAAAAAGAACAAAUGUGUUAAAUAAUCUUUAUCUCUAGAAUGUUUGGAGAACUGUGUCCUAGAGUAGAG